Messenger RNA from Triticum urartu, 1944 nucleotides. Its product is annotated as Eukaryotic translation initiation factor eIF2A family protein. Gene Ontology annotation, molecular function: protein binding; tRNA binding; translation initiation factor activity. Gene Ontology annotation, biological process: translational initiation. Gene Ontology annotation, cellular component: cytosolic small ribosomal subunit. The record is from RefSeq and is a predicted model, not a curated record. Lineage: Eukaryota; Viridiplantae; Streptophyta; Magnoliopsida; Poales; Poaceae.
CAGUGAGGAAGGCAUGACAUAGGCACCACCCGCAUCCAGCAAAGUCCCCUCGCCGCGCCGCCGCAUCCACCGCAGCUCCGCUUCUGAUCUCUCCGCCGGUCCCCGAGACCUUCUCGCGCAGUCGGCCAUGGCAUCGCAGCAGCCAUCCCUCGCCAUCCUAGUGCGCGAGCCCGACGGCUUCACGGUGUGGCCCGGCCCUCCCUACCCGCCUGGUUCCAGCCCGCCGCAGAGGCUCCCCAAGACGGCGUGCAGCGCCACGUCCUUCUCCAGCGACGGCUCCCGCCUCCUCGCGACGGUGGCCUCGGCCUCGGCUACCGUCUACGACUGCAGCUCGCUCUCCGUCAUCAGGUCCUUCGACCUCCCAGGCCUCACCUCCGCGGCGCUCUCGCCCACUGGCUCGUACCUGCAGACCUUCCAGAAGUCGUCUUCGCCGCAGGUCAAAAAUGUCACGGUCUGGCACGUUGACACCGCCACGGCGCUCUACCAGCACUACCAGAAGAACUUGUCUAAGGCCAAUUGGCCAAUGGUUCAAUUUUCUGCGGACGAGUCAGUCGCUUGUCGGAUGGCGACCAACGAGAUGCAGUUCUUUGACACAAAUGAUUUCACUAAAGGGAUUGUGUACAAGGUAAGAUUACCAGGCAUAGCUGCAUUGCAGCUAGCAAGUGCUCCAGGAUCUCAUGUUGCUGGAUUUGUCCCAGAGGCAAAGGGUGUUCCAGCCAGUGUUCAGAUCUUUUCUUGUGACAAGGAUGCACAAAACCAAGUUGUUGCCCGCAGGAGCUUUUUUCGCUGUUCAACUGUUCAGUUUCACUGGAACAAGGGGUCUACUGGACUUCUUAUUGUUUCCCAAGCUGAUGUGGAUAAAACCAACCAGAGUUACUACGGUGAAACCAAGUUGCACUACUUGACAACUGAUAGGGCCUUUGAAGGAAUUGUUCCUCUCAAAAAGGAGGGGCCAGUGCAUGAUGUUCAGUGGUCUUCUUCAGGUUCAGAGUUUGCUGUGGUCUAUGGAUUUAUGCCUGCCAAAGCAACAAUAUUCAACAAAAAAUGCAAUCCUCUUCAUGAGCUUGGUGAAGGCCCUUAUAAUACGAUAAGAUGGAACCCCAAAGGGCGAUUUAUUGUUAUAGCUGGAUUUGGUAAUUUGCCUGGUGAUAUGGCUUUCUGGGAUUAUUCAGAAAAGAAGUUGAUACAGAAAGCAAAGGCUGAAUGGUCUGUCAUAAGUGAAUGGUCCCCUGAUGGUCGCCAUUUUAUGACUGCUACAACAGCUCCAAGGCUUCAAAUAGAUAAUAGAAUAAAAAUAUUUGACCACACUGGAUCUCUGCAGUUUAUAAAGGAAUUUGAAAAACUGUAUCAGGUUGACUGGAAACCAGAAUCUCCUGAAAGAUUUGUUGACAUUGCUGAGCUCACGAUAUCUUUGAAUGGCUUAAAAAUUGAAGAAACAAAGAAGCAAGGACAAGGUUCUAAAUCGGCACAAACAUCAAGCAAGGCUCCUGUAAAUGUAGCAGCAAAACCUGCAGGAGCAUACCGUCCACCUCAAUCAAAGCACACUGCAGCGCUUCAAGACAAGCUUUUCGGUGGCCUUGCUCCUACCGGAGGAGAGAUGAGCAAAACUGCAUUGAGAAAUAAGAAGCGGAGGGAGAAGCAGAAGGAGAAGAAGGCUGGGGAAGGCUCUUCCGCUGAUGACAGCUGAUCCACUGGCUUGUUUUGGCAUUUUUCGCUGCUGAGUGAAAUUCAUAGUGACGAAUAGUUCCUUCAUUCCGAAGAAGAAAUGGCUAUGCAUCUUGUGAAUGAGAAAUGACGCUUUCCAGUUACACUGUAAUAUGUGAGACUCGAGUCAGAGGCACAAGAAUGACCAUAGAAUUUUACUCGACUUUUCGCGCUGAACGCACGGACAGUUUGUGUAACUAUAUCACAGAAAACAGUGGAGCUAUUUUAUUUUGUUUGUCA